Messenger RNA from Talaromyces stipitatus ATCC 10500, 1293 nucleotides. Its product is annotated as mitochondrial DNA replication protein (Yhm2), putative. Gene Ontology annotation, cellular component: mitochondrion. The transcript has 6 exons. Lineage: Eukaryota; Fungi; Ascomycota; Eurotiomycetes; Eurotiales; Trichocomaceae. The coding region runs from base 112 to 1041 and encodes 309 amino acids. The record is from RefSeq and is a predicted model, not a curated record. Gene Ontology annotation, molecular function: tricarboxylate secondary active transmembrane transporter activity. Gene Ontology annotation, biological process: mitochondrial citrate transmembrane transport; alpha-ketoglutarate transport.
ACAGUUCAGUUGAACUUCUGACGAUUCAUCCUCUCUUCCUCUCUCUCCAGGCGACGAAGCCCCCGAAUAUCCCUUGGUCAGGGCCCCUUUCAGCACUACCAACGUUUAGAGAUGUCCGCUCCUACUCCUGCUCCGCUCGAGAAGAAGCCCGUCAAGUUUAGCAAUUUGCUACUUGGCGCGGGAUUGAAUAUGUUCGAAGUCACGACGUUGGGACAGCCGCUGGAAGUGAUCAAGACAACCAUGGCUGCCAACCGUACCGACUCUUUCGCGGGCGCCAUGAGACGGAUCUGGGGCCGUGGUGGAAUUCUCGGCUACUACCAAGGUCUCAUUCCCUGGGCCUGGAUUGAGGCUUCUACCAAAGGUGCCGUGCUGCUUUUCGUCGCCUCCGAAGCCGAAUUUUAUACCAAACGCCUCGGCGCAUCUGACUUUGGCGCCGGUAUCCUUGCUGGUAUGACGGGUGGUGUUGCUCAGGCCUACGCAACCGUCGGAUUCUGUACAUGCAUGAAAACCGUCGAGAUCACCCGGCACAAGAUGUCUGCUAGCGGUGUCAAACCCCCUAGCACCUGGCAAACCUUCAUGGAUAUUUACCGCAAGGAAGGUAUCCGCGGUAUCAACAAGGGUGUCAAUGCCGUCGCAAUCCGCCAGACAACCAACUGGGGUUCUCGAUUUGGUCUUUCCCGAUUGACAGAGAACGCCAUCCGCAGCGUGACCGGCAAGGAUGAUAGUCAGAAAUUGAGCGCGGGUGAAAAGAUUAUUGCCUCUGGAAUGGGUGGUGGUUUGUCCGCGUGGAAUCAGCCUAUUGAAGUUAUCCGUGUUGAGAUGCAGAGCAAGACUGAUGAUCCCAACCGACCUAAGAACUUGACUGUUGGCAAGACCUUCAAGUACAUUUACGAGACUAAUGGUAUCAAGGGUCUGUACCGAGGAGUCGCUCCUCGUAUCGGUCUAGGAAUGUGGCAGACUGUGUGCAUGGUGGCUCUCGGUGAUCUUGCCAAAGAUGCCGUAGAAAAGCUUACCGGUGAGAAAGUCACUGCAAAGCACUAGGAGGGUUUGAAAUACCCCUCACCCAACGACAUGCAUUGCUAUGACUAGAUCUUUCCUUUCUUAAAGAUAUUCACUUUUUGUUUCAAUUCUUCGAAUACCCCUGUCACUUACUGUCAACUAUACUGGUGAUGUGUCAUUACUUGGGUAGGGUUAUAGAAUAGGUUAUUUAUAUUAUAAAUGAGAGAGCUCGUCAAUUGCAUGACGAGAGUUAGUUGUAUACAUAGAUAGCCAAUUAUAGACAUACACAGAUUG